CUUCUUUGUUCUUCAUCGACGCUUUUGACCACAACCAACUUCAAAGACAAACACACACUAAUAUAAGCAAAUAACGUAGCGAGCAAUUGCGGUCGCGAAUCCGUCAUGUUCGAGUCUGUCAUUGUGGACGUGCUCAACCGCGUUCUUGGCGACUACGUCGACGGCCUCAACAAGGACCAGCUGUCCAUCGGCGUCUGGCAAGGAAACGUUCAACUUGAAAACCUCGCGUUACGAAGCGACGCGUUGCGUGCGCUCGAGCUGCCAGUCGCCGUUCGCUCAGGAUUCUUGGACAGAUUGCUCGUCACCAUCCCGUGGAGCAAACUCAAGAGCGAGCCUGUCAAGAUUGAAAUAGAAAACGUGGUUUUGCUUGCGGGACCGAGCUUACAUCUUGAGUACAAUGCAGCACACGAAGAUGAAUUGCAACAAAAGGCAAAGCAGGACAUGAUUGACGCGCUUGACGUGGUCUCGUCGGGCCUGGCGUCGGUUGAUCUUGGGAGCGGAACUCAAAAAGGAUCGGGUUCUGCAACAUCGAGAUUGCAGACAUUUACCGCGUCCCUCGUCACCAAAAUCAUUGAUAAUAUUCAAUUGAGCAUCAAGAAUGUUCACAUUCGUUACGAGGACUCCAGUGUAUCUCCGUCAAUUUCCUUUGGAAUCACGCUAGCAAGCUUUGCCGCCGUGUCCACGGAUGGCAACUGGACGCCAAAGUUUCUCAGUGACAGUCAAGAUGUCAUUCACAAACAAUGCUCUCUCAGCCAUCUCGCAGUCUACUUUAACGACUCGAGCAACAUCCUAGGAAAGCUUGAUUCUGCAGAUCUCCGAGCCGAGCUUACUCGAGGUAUCUGGCAAAGCGGUGGCGCUCAGCCCGAGGGUGCCAAUUAUUGCGUGCAGCCCAUCACUUCGACGGCUCGCAUCCAGCUCCGCAAAGGCUCGCUUGCUGAUGGUCCAAGAUUCGUGGCCGAUGUGCUGUGCGACGCCAUUGCCUUUGUGCUACAUCAAGACCAGUAUAAGAGCAUGCUCACUUACGCGGAUGCGCUGCACAAGUUUUCUCGCCGCCAAAAGCACAAACGCUUCCGGCCGACGUGCUCCGUCAAGGAGAAUCCGCGAGCGUGGUGGCAGUUUGCCGUCGCUGCUCGGUUUCACGAAGCCCGGGAGGCGAAGCGCAAAUGGAGCUGGGCUUAUUUUCGGGAGCGGCGACGCCUUCGGCAGCAGUAUGUGCAGCUCCAUGCCAAGCGACUCACCACUCUUCCACCCGCUAGUGCUGACCUCUUGGAAGAACUCAAGCGGUGCGAGCGAGAUCUUGCCAUCGACGACAUUCGACUCUUCCGGUCGCUCGCGUCGGCAAAAGUCGCCAACGAUCCACAGCUGUCGGCGAUGGCUGCCCUGGUGCGCGAGGCCCGUGCACAGGAACUUGCGGCCGAGCAGCGAAAGUACCAGCGUGAUCGCGAGAUGGCAACUUGGGGCGGGUGGGCAAAAUCAUGGGCCGGUUGGCGCAGCGAUAACUCGAGCAGCCCCACUCCCAAUUCAGUUCCGUCUCCAAUAGCUGUUACUGCAUCGUUAAAAUCAGCAACGGACACUCCACCUGCGGACGGGAACUCGGCAUUCACCUUGACAGACCAACAGCGGGAGCAAUUGUUUGACAUUAUCGGCUACAGGCAGUCAAGCAAGUCGCACCCUUCUCCGCCUGGCACCAAGGACGGCGAGUCGACGAUCGACCACAUUGAUCCUGCUGGCGCUGCUCUCUUCUCACGAGUAUCCUUCAGCCUUGCCUCAGGCUCCAUUCAACUCUUCGCCCCGUCGACCAAGCAGCGAGAAAGCUCAGCGCUUGUAAAGGCCGUAUUUUCGCAGCUGAACGUUGGCUUUAAACGACGAAAGCUGCACGGAUCCUACGAGCUUGACGUGUCUCUGGAUGAUGUGAAGGUGCACGACACAUUCACCCCUGGAACAUUCUACCCCGUCCUCAUUGGCGCCGCGUCGAGUAGCAAGGACGGUGAAGAUGACGCCGGUCGGCCCGAGGGCGAUCCCCUCUUUCGGCUGUGCUACGAUGUGCGGCCGCCAGACGGUGUUGCCGAUGCUCGCAUCCAACUGGUCAUGUAUUCUCUCGAUUUGGUGUACAACGCCCCGCUUCUGAACGCGCUGAAUACCUUUGUAGCUCUUCCUCCGGCAUUGCAGCACCAGAGCCAACUCACCGUGGCGGCGCGCGACCAACUCAAAGCACUGGGUACGCAGACUGCGGCGAACAUUCGCAGUGUUGUCGAGUCCCGCAAGUGGACCGAUACGCAAAUCUUGCUGCACGCGCCGCGUCUGCUGGUACCGCGAAAUGUGACAGCGCAGAGCUCAUCCUUGCUCGUCAUCGAUCUGGGUGUAUUUUCAGUCACUCGCGAGCCGUCGGCGGCCGUGCUUGCCCGACGUCAGCGUCGGCUCGAGCAGCACGCGUUGCGACUCCGCCAGCUUGCCAAACCGCCGUCGGUUGCUGCAUCGCCGCCUCGGCCAUCACUACCUGCUGCCUCUGAAAGUGGCAAUUUGUCGUCUAGUGGGACUGACGACACCCUCGGGACUGACACGCUCUCCCAGAGUGUUUUGGAUGUCGAGUUUUUCACUCCCCCAUCCACUCCUCCAUCUGAAGCCGAGGACUCGGACGUCGAUGAGCUUGCGAGCGAAACGGGUCUACAACCAGAACCAGAAGACGAAACAGUCCUGGCAGCGUUGCGAAAACAGUCACAGCGCAAUCCUUUCAUUCUGGCUGAGCCCGAACUCGAUGCUGCUGCUGCAGCAGCAACAGCAGCAGCAACAACAACAACUACAAGCACCAGCAACGCAUUCGGCUCGUCCGACCUUGGUGGAACGGAAAUGGGCACGUUUGCUCUCGAGCAGCACUUGUACGAUCGGUACCGUCUCGCGCUGACCGAUGUGCAAGUGUUGGUGGCCGACAACAUGCUUGAAUGGCAAUCUCACGCCCCGAAUCGGCAAGCGCGCAAUCACGACGCACACAUUGUCCGGCACUUUGGCAUCGGGCUGGUCGUCAGCAAUUGCGUGUUUGCCCACUCGGCGCUCAAGCACUCGUCGCUUGCCAUGAUCAAGGUCGAUGGUACGGUCACUGCGCUGCAUGUCGAAGCGUCCGAGCGCAAGCUUGGUCACGUGCUGGCCAGUGCGCAGUUGCUGCUUGGCGGCGGGUCCUCGGCGGAAUCCAGCAGUGCGCACGCCUCUGCGCCAACAUUGCAGAGCGCAAAUCGCGAGGAGGCGUCGUCCACUCUUCUGGCUCGUGUCAUGGACUCCUCGUCCGACCCAGAGCCCAGCCUCGCCCAACAGGCCAAAUCCAGUCAAUUCCCGUCCCCGGACGACGACGAUGCGGACAUUGUGCAGCUCGCCGUCACCUUCCACCUCCCCUCCCUCAGCCUCCACUUGUCCCAGUCCCACCCUGGAGACCCAACACUCGGGGUAUCCAGCUCCUCUGAACCCUUUGCCAGCCUGGAGGUCGUCGGCGUCCACGCCCAGUUGGUUCGACGUGCAUUCGAUCUGGCCGUCACGCUGCAGGUGGACGGCCUGCAUCUCACCGAAGAAUCCACGGUCGACGCUCAUUCCCCGUCGGCCUCGCCCUCCGUUGCUCCUAAUCCCAGUCAGCGAUACAUCUUGACCUCCGGACAGCGCCUGACUGGCAGUCAAAAAGACGACCCGAACGCGGCGCGGCGGCUCAUCUCGAUGACCUACACUCGAAUUUCCAAGCGUUCUCGCCAGUUUGUCCGUCUGACCGACCCCGCGAAUCUGCCUGCACACCAAACACUCGACUUUGACUUCAACCAACUCAGUGUAUGUGUCAAUUAUCACACCGUGGUCCAGUUUACCACGAUUGCAUACGCGCUACUCGCCGUGCUUCACGACACCACGGCGAAACCCCAAUCACCCAGUUCCGGCGAACAACAACCAGUCCCAAUCCUUCAGAGGGAGGCGACUGCAAUGUCAUUGUUGCCUUCCAAGUCCUCUACAAUGACAGCCCAACCAACCGCCACGCCCGCCGCGCUGCUGGGACAGGCAGCUGCCACUGUGGUGGAAGUUCGAGCGCGUGUACACCAACUGACACUGGUGCUGGCGGCUCGUUGGGAGCCCUUGUUUGAAGCGCAGGUUGGAGGUGUCGAGUUGCAGCUGAUGCAUGCGCGUCAGUCGUCGUCUGCAAACUCGCUCGCAGGCAACAGUACAGGCGGGACAACGUUUGCGACGGGCAGGUUGACACGCUUGCAGUUUUUGGAUUUGACGCCGCGAGGUAGGCGCUACAAGUCGGUGUUUCAAACAGCGCAGGAUGCGGCCGAGGCCCUUGAGUUUGUGUUUGCACAGCACGGUCUUGGUCGCGACCUUCCUCCGCAGGUGGCCCAGUGCUUUGCUCGACACCGCAUUGAAAAUGUCCAGGCGGUCGAUUAUGACGCGCUGAUUCGCGUUCGCCUUGCUGCUAUUCACUGCGUCUACACUUCUCGUUUCCUCAACGAGCUGUACGGCUAUGUUGACAGCUUUUUGGAUUUGCCACGCAUUCUGGCUUCCGUGAAGGAUUCUGCCGCCGAAAUGGCCUCGGAUAUGAUUGAGCGUGUUCAAUCAGUGACUUCUUCUGCCGCUUCGGCGGAUACCAGUGGCGCAGCACCCACAUCACUGCUUUUGCCGGAGCCGACGCCCAAGACCUUCCAGCGACCCUUCCGCUUGAAGCUGGACAUUCAUGCCAAGUCUCCCGUGAUUGUAAUUCCGCGAAACUCCGAGUCAGACGCAGUCCUCACUGCCGAGCUUGGCGAGCUUACCGUCAGCAACUCGUUUGACUGGGACGCAGAGUCUGGCUGCCAUGUCAUGAAGGUGCGCCUCUUGCUCGCCAACAUGAAUGCCCGCUCAAACCGGCACCGCUUCGGAGCUCUCUCGCACGACGCGAUUCUGCGCGAAACAGAGGUGGCCUUGGAGCUGUCGCACACGUCGUACGCCACCGGCGCCGCGGUGCCUGAGCAGCUCGUCGCGACAACUUUUUCGGGCUCCAUCCAAAAGAUUUACAUUGUGCUAUCCAAGCAGGUUUUCAACCAGAUCUUGGACACGAUCAACGAGAACAUUACACAGUCAAAUCCUCCCGCCUCGGUCGUCCUCGGCGAGCAGCAGCGUGUGUUUGCGUCUCAAUCGCGCAAUCCGUCCGCCAACACCCCUCCAGUCCCACAAAACCCGCAACCAACAACAAAGCCACUGGAGUCCUCCCUGCCAACAGAUGCUCCAGUUGUAUCUCGGGUGGCAACGGUUUUGGCAGCGGCAUUUCAGCCGCCGACGUCCCAGAGAGCUGGCGACGCAACACUCAUGGCAACCAAGCUGUCCGGGGACUUUGCAAUCGGAGCCAUUAUCGUGGAGCUGUGCGGUGAGUUGCGUGGCGGAGAGCGUCCGGUGGUGGACGUCUCGUUUAGCAAUCUUGCGCUUGGCAUUGUUCGCCGCGCUUGCGACAUGCGUGUCCAAAUUUCGCUGCGAAACCUGGAAGUCCACGAUCUGUUACAGCCGCUCACCAGCAAGAACAAGCUGCUUGUCAAAUCCAUUGCCUCGCCUUCCUUGGUGGACGACGGACAGCCCUCGUCCCUGCCCGCUUCGCUCGUGCAGCUCUGUGUCGUGCAAACAGUUCGAGAGUCUCCGUUGUACCAGACUCUGUACCACUCAACCGACCGUUUUGUGCAGGUGCAACUGAACGCUGUCGAGCUCGGCGUGAAUCUGGAGACCUGGGUCGUGCUGCUGGACUUUUUCGGGUUUGGAAACGCCCCACCCGCCGUGUCGGCCGCUGAUCGCGACUCGAGCGGCCAGUUUACAUCUGCACUGCAGCAGCUACUGGCACGGGGUGGACCGGUGACGGGCGCCAUGACUUCCACGGGACCUCUUUCGCGACUCGGCAACUUGGCGCGUGGCAAAUUCCCUACGCCUGCGCCCGUCAGCAAUCGUCCCGCUGCCGCUGCACAACCCAACUCUCCACCCGCCAGCAUGGCCCUUGAUGUUUCUCUCGGCACGCUCUCCCUCUUGCUGAAUCUACCUGCGGGUCCGUUUGCUCGUUUUGCUGUUGGUGAUCUGGAUGCGGAGGUGCGCACCCGUCCGAACAAGCCGGUGCGUGUUGCCGGGGUUCUUGGCAAGCUGUCGAUUCAGGACUUGACAGAGGACACGAUCUUCCCCACUGUUUUUGAUUCUCUUGGUGCCAAUGUGCUGAGCUUUACCCUGCACAAGUUCAACUACCCCGGCGGUGCGAUCUUGGCCGCAGCGCGAGCUCGCCGAGCCGAAAGUGCUGCCGCCAAGGCUGCUUCUCAGACGGCAGCUGCCAAUAUGGCGUCGUCGUCGUCGUCGUCGUCGUCGUCGUCGGUUACAGCGCCUGAAAGUGCUUUGGAAGCCGAGUGGCCAGGCCACGACAUUAAGCUGCAGCUCCGCAUGUCGACCGUUCGCUACGUGCACAUUCACCGCUUUGUUCGACAAAUUCAAGCCUUCAUCAGCAGCUUUACCUACCUGCACACCAUUCUUGGUCGCAUGCGGACGAUUGGCGCAGGCAUGAUGGUGAACGAGGAGCAGCGCCCGUUCAAGAUUGCCCUCGACAUUGCCAUCGAUGCGCCACUGAUUGCCCUGCCGAAAAAUUCCCGAGCACCCGCCUGUCUACUUGCGCAGCUCGGACAAAUCACGCUGGAGAAUGAGUUUGUGUGCGAGCCGUUGUCUGCAUCCAGUAUUGCCUACCGGCAACGCAAGGCUCGGACCUCUUCUCGCGGAGAAGACGCUCAGAACGAUGCAAUCCUGGCCAGUGGACUUGGCCCGGAGGUGGACUUGCUUCGAGUGUCGGCGAGAAAUCUUCACCUCACGAGUGGCACCGUGCCCGCGACGCUGGACGAAUGGAAGGCGUUCUUGGCGUCCAACCCGCCCACCAUAUUCAAGCACAUUGACGUCGGUGUCGAGGUUCGCCGCAAUCUGACCCAGGACCGCUGCAUCCCCAAUCUCAACAUUCGUGCCAACUUUUCAGAGGUGGAUAUCAGCAUUACCGACGAGCAGUAUCGCCUGCUUCUCUCGAUGAUUUUUGACAAUCUGGGCGAGCCUUACGACUUGGAAACGAUGGGCUUGCAACAGCAACAGCAGCAGCAGCAGCAGCAGCAACAACACCAACCACCACAGCAAGCGCACCAUGCACCGACGCCCCCACUUGCCACGGAUGCUGCUUUGCAACCGCGCUCGUCGUCGUUGCCGCUUGUCGCAGGUCCUGGUUCAAGCAUGGCGAAUAGUGCUCAUUCCAGCUUGGCGCAACCCAUCCCGCAACAGCUACUGUAUGAUCCACUGGCCGUUUCCAACAAGCCUGUGGCCGACACUUUUGCCUCGCCAGUGCCAAUGGGCUUUUCUGCCAUUGUUCCCCGGCAAGGAACAGCUGCUGCAGUCGCCUCGUUUGUUGCUGCAACGGCACAUGGCUCUUCGCACAACACGCUGCAGAUGCAGCCGCCAGUCGAAAUCGAUCAACCGGCCGAGAAUUGCGAAACCAUUCAGUUCACCGUCACCCUGAAAACGGUGGCGUUGAGCAUGUUGGAUUGCACCGGACACGCCAAGCCCAGUCCACUAGCCAUGUUACACGUGAACAACACGCUGUUUGAGUUUACUGGGUAUGCCGACAACCGAACGUCAAACUUGCGCUUGGAGGUCGGAGCCAUCAGUGUCUUUGAUGCCCGUCCGAAUGGCGGCAACGUUCAUCUCGAAAUCAUGUCACCUCGAAAGGCGCCUGGGCUUCCAACGUCUCGUUCCAAAACGUCGCCGAGUGAAGAGGGAGCGUCGCGUCCUCCGCCUGCCCAGCUUCAGGUCGAAGUACGGUCAGAGCCAACUCGUCGCAAGUGCAGCGUUCUGCUUGAUUCCGCGCGCGUUCUGCUCGUGUUUGACUGGUGUGGCCUUCUUGUGCGCUGGGCCAUUCCUCCGCCUCGGGCAAGCCCGCCCCCGACGCAAACCCCAAAGACUCCUCCUGCCUUUGCUGCUGCUGCUGCUCUAGCGACUCAUCAGCAAGCUCAAGAAGCUGCAGCUCCAGGCGUGACGUCGAUUCCGGACGACGAGUUUAUCUCGUCCGACGACGAGUCGGAUCCUUCCGACCCUUCGUCGCCGUCGUUCGAUGCCGCUGGAUCGACGCUUGCUGCCUCGUGGCUGCCGUCCCACUUUAUGCAAGAGUCCCGUCGGUUGAACGCGGCCAAGGCUGCACCUGCAGCAACUGCAGCUGCAGCCGCCACCUCUCCUGCAGCAAAUGUACCCGCUCAACAGCCAAUACUACCCGUGCAGCAGCCGCCAGGCGCACUCGAUCUCAUUGUGAGUGUGACCAACGUCGAGGCACUUUUGGUCGAGUCUGUCUCGCACCACGACACCAACGCCAUUGUGCUCCGCCUGAUGAGCACGAUUGCCAAGCUCACCACCAUGCCGCCACUCAGUCAACUGGCCUCUGUGGAAGUGUCUGGCUGCGAGGUGUUCUCGGCCGUGCUUGGAAACGAGGACUUUACCGCGCAGUCCAUCAUUCAGCCGUUCGGAGCGUCGCUCAAUCUUGCUGUCGACACGCACCAGAACGCGGGCAUUGACACGGCAAAGCUGCAUCCCGCCCGAGAGCGCGGCCCACCAAAGUCCGAGUCUGAGCCUGAUUUCGAGAUGGUGCAUCAACGGCUCGAGCGUUUGCCCUCGGAGGGCGCUGUUGACGCGCUCACCUUGUCGGUAAAAUCCACGCACAUCAAUGUCCAUUUGCAACCCAUCGAAGCCCGCGUGUCGUACAAGGAUUUGCUGCUGUACCGCGUCUUGCUGAACAAUGUCAAACAGCUGCAGCUGAUCGCGCCCCCUCCCGUCUCAAGCACCACUGCUGCUGCUGGUGGUGCUGCGGACUUGGAUUCCCCUCUUGCCGCUGAUGCAUCCACGGCAUCGAGCCAGCGGCUGAGUCGGACUCCGACGGGCGGUCCUUCUCUGAGCGACGCGGUCGCCACCUCUGGGUUUGACGACGAGCUGGCUGCCCUGCUCCUCGACGCGACAGAAACGGCUUUGCAGUCCCAGCCAGCGUCUCUCCACGCCGCUCACGGCGCCCGUCGUCCGUCUGGGUCUGCUUUUCCAGCCUCGGCAUCGUCGCCAGCGCUCUUUGCCUCGACUUCCACUGGCCUUGUGCACGCCAGCUCGGCCCGCGAGGUGUCGGUGAUUGAGCGACAACAGCUGCAGUUUACCCUCGACGACUCCAGCAUCACCCUGAUUGACGACAGCCAGGGCAUUGACGUUCCCCUCCUCCGUAUGACCGUGCGUGGUGUGCGGGCAGAACUCGCCGACUGGAGCUCGCCCGACCCAGACACAACCCCGCUUGUGGGUCGAUUGAAUUUGCGCUCAUUCUGCUUGGAUCACUUCAACACGCGAAUUUCGUCCUGGGAGCCGGCUAUUGAGCCAUGGCCGUGCAGUCUCCAAGUAUUCAGACAAGGUGUUGCAUGGAGCUCGCAGCUCGAGUCAAAAUCUCGCCUUGAGCUCAACUUGAGCGAAGCGUCCGUCCUCACGGUUUUGCAAACGCUCAAUACGUGGCGCGCGUCUGCGGCGAGUGCGUCUGCUUCUGCAUCCCAGCAGGCGUCUGAGAGCUCAGCUGCAGGCAGUACCACCACAAGUGAGAGUGUUGGGACGACGACCGUUCGCCGGCAGUUCCGUCCAUUUGCCGUUCGCAAUCGAACCGGUGUGCGUGUGAGCUUCCGUCGCUGUAUGGGCGCAAACAUUGACCCCCUGUUCUCCAUCGUGGAGCCCAACGAGGAGCUGCAGUUUGAGUUUGAUGACGUUGGCCGGCGACCUCGCGCCUUUGGUGGAGCUGCGGUACACUCUGCCCUGUCAAUCGACCAGCUGCGCCGUCGCUUGGUCGUUCAGGUGGAUGGCUACGAGCCGCUCCCACCGCAGUCUGUUCAGCGUGAUCGUCGCGCGGUCUUGACAAUGACACCGAUGCGCAACCAGGCUCCGUCCCGAGCGCAUAUCGUGCUGCAGUUCCGCAUGGAGCAGAGCCGUCGAGUGAUUGACAUUAGCUCUGGCGUGGAAGUCCGAAAUGGAUUGCGCAUUCCCCUCGACUUGAUUUACUUGCCGCAGAAUGGCAAUGUCCCCGAUUCGCCAGACGUGUCCAUCCAGGCGCAGCACAUUCGCAGCGUUGUUUCGACGCUCGCCCCAGGCGAGCAGAUUGCCGUGCCAUUGGCUGUUGCCCAGGGCAGUCUGGCAGUCGCCCCGUCUGGGUACAGCUGGUCGCGCGACUUUCGGUGGCCAGAGUUUACAGCGCGCGGGCCCUUCAACACGACCGAAGCGGUGCAACUUGUUUGCAACGUUGCCCGAAAUGCCUCCUUUGUGCCGACCGAGCCACGCGCUGCCUACAAUAGCGCUACUACCACAACGAGCCCCACUUCUACAGCUAGCGCCAGCCCAAAUGCGAAUGCUGGACCCGAGCGGUUUUACAUUGCGCUUCACGUGUCCCACGAUGAAUUUUCCGUCAACGACCAACCGCGGCUGCACCCGUCGCACGUCUUCCACUUGGUUCCGCCAAUCCAGUUUACCAACUUGCUGGCCAACUCGAUUCGCUAUUCCCUUGGCGGAAAUGUCGUGCGCGGCACCCUCGAGCGAGGCGAAACCGUCCACGUUCACUCCAUCAAUCUGUUAACGCAAACGACAGACUUGACCAUCAACAUGGAGGGCUUUGGUUGGUCUCCCCCCGUUUAUGUGCAUCUGGCCAACUCCCCUGCCGGAGCCGGCUCCGGCAUGCCACUCAGGCGAGAUGUCGCAACGGCAUUGUCCAUUCAGGACCAAGCUCGGCGCGAAUUGCGCUUGCGAAUCAACAACCAGCGCCCAGUGUCCAACGGUGCUCGGCAUGUGGCCGUGUCUGGCGCGGAUGUUGCUGCUGGACAGUUUAUGGAGAACCUCUCGGGCCAUUCGAGCGUGCCGUUCAUGUUUUCCUUUGACCAGUCGGGCUCUGAGGCCAGCACCAGCGGCGGAAGCGUCAAUCUGUGUCGCAUGCGGGCCGGCAGCGGUAUUUGGUCGACCGCCUUCCCCAUUGACAAUGUUGGAUCGACCUUUCUGGUCGUGCUUCGCGAGCCCCAGAUGAACAACCGCCCCGACGUGGUCUCGGAGGUGAGUGUCAACAUUAGUCUUGGCACGGGCCGCUUUAGCAACACGACGAUUGUCGUGCUGCAUCCGCGGUACUCGCUCGUGAACUUGACCCGUUUCCACAUCAGCUACUCGCAGCAGCCAUUGGUCUCGGUCGGCUCGCGACAAGCAGUCGCCAUGCAGAGCAGCAGCAGCAGCGGUAUUUCGCUUCCACCAGGAGCUCGUUCUGCCUUCCAUUGGCCGCGUGACGAUCUCGACAAGCUUCUGUGCGUCCGCAUGGAGGACCGCGACACCAAUCCUGCGCAUCCAGUCUCUUACGUGUGGUCGAGCGGCUUUGCCCUGAGCGCCAUUGGCUCGCUGUUUGUCAAGCUGCGCAGUACCGACGCCAAGCAGAUUUACAUUUUGCACGUCGAAGUCGUCCACCGUGACAGCGCGCGCAUUGUCAUUUUGAGGGAGGACGAUGGAUUGCCGCCCUACCGUAUCGAGAACCACUCGGAAGUGCCCGUCAUCUUCUUCCAGACUGGCGCAAGGGCUUGCUUUGAGCUGCUGGCCCCGGGUUGCUCUGCCAACUAUGCCUGGGAGGACAUUAUGGGCUCGCGGACGGUUUCGGUCUUUGUCGAGGGCACCGACCCUGCCAAUGCGGUGGCCUACGACAUGAGCACGCUGCACAAGGAAGGCGAGCUGCUGUACUACCCCAACUACUUUUACAUUGCACUGAACGACAAUCUGGUGCUGGAUGCGAUCGCGCCUUCCAAACUCUUUCUGGGCAAUCCGCAAACAGCUGAAGCCGCAACGCAUCUGCUUGCGAGGCCACCGCACCCCAGCUCCCCUUCCACACGUACACCCGACCACGGGUUUAAUGUCAUGCCGCUCGUGGCAGGCCGUCGAACAGGAGCGGCGGAUUUGCUGGCCAUGUCCAACUCGUCGCCCACAGCCUCUCGCGCGAGUGGCUUGGACGGGUCCCUUGAGCCGGAUAUGCACGGGGUCUAUCUCGCGACCAAGCGACCAGCAGACUCGGCUGGCACGCAGCUGUGGCGCAUGUCCCCUCAAGGCCAGGUCUUCAAUCAGGCAACGGGAUUCAUGCUCGAUCUCUCGGGUAGCCGACUGCAGCUCCACGCUCGAGUGCACGCAUCGACUCGGACGAGUGGAACAAUCUUUGCCUCGACCGCCGGGCCUCGGUGGAUGUUUACGAACGGCCGUGCAUGCUUGAAGGGCAACCCCGACUUUGUUCUCGAGCUGAAGGACGGCAAACUCGAGCCUGGAACCCCAGUGGUGCUUGGGUCUCGCUCCUCCGCACGUGCGCAGCGACAAACCUUCCGAAUUCAACGCUUGCGAGGCGGCAAUGGCGUUCUUCGAGGAGCUGUCGUGUCUGACGGGCCGACGCGCGUGCUCCAAAUGUCAGACUACCGCGCGGAUAUGCCAUCGUCCUCUGGACGUCUGGUGUCCAAUCUGCAGCAUCGUACUGCGUCGGCAAUCAGGCAGUACCAUGAGCCGGGCCACUCGUCUCCUGCUACUCCCGCGGCCAGUGUUCCGACCAGUGUGCAAUUUUCCGCCGUCUUGUCCGGAGUGGGCGUGUCGAUCAUGGAUGCGUCACCUCGAGAGAUGGCCUACUUGCACCUCCAACAGGUCGGCCUGCAGAUACAACGCGUCGAGUACCAGGAGGUGAUUGAAUUCUCCGUCAAGCACUUGCAGCUCGACUCGCAGUACGACGCCGAGCCUCGGUUCCCAGUCAUGUUGCAGCCUGCCAUCUCGAAAGGCAACAGUGCUGGAGGCGACUUUUUCCACGGCAUCUUGGAGCGUGACCGACGCCCGCUGCCGCGAUACGAAAUCGUGCGCCGCUUGGAAAUCCAGCUGCAGGAUUUGGCGUUGACCAUCGAGGAGGUUGCCAUGCUACGCUUGGCGCGCAUUGGGUUUGAGAUUGCCGCCAUUCUCAAUCGGCGGGACACCCCUCGCGUGCUGCAGCGGACCAACUUGUUCAACAUCCGAGUCAUGUCGCCGGCGUCGUCGUCGUCGUCGCGUGAGGCGGAAACCAGUAGAACGACCACUCCCGCAAAUUCAAAUUCAGGAGGGUCUAUCGUGCCUGCUGUGGCUGCUGCUGCUGCACCGUUGGCAUCGGGCACCCCUGUCGCAUCCGCGGGUGGCCGCUCAACAGGAGGAGGACGGGCGACCUGUCGUGUACUCGGUGGCGUCCUGCCCGACCCGCACACUCCACUCACGGAUGUUCACAUUGACCUUGAUGACCAGGUGGUCGAUCUAGCUGGAACCUCGACAGAGUCCAUGAUUGCGCUGGUGAUUAGCGAGUACGACCAUUUCGUGUCGCUCUUCUCCCACGACACGCAUUCAGAGCGUGAGGACCGCAAGUUUUACUUUGAGCUCUUCUCGCUUCCCAAGCUGCGCAUCAUCAUGACCCUGGCCAUGCUGCCAUCGCGCUCUCACUUGCCGCUUGAGCUGCGUGCUGUGCGCGCCAAAGUGCUUCCGACGUCGAUCUCGCUUGCGCUUUCCCGCGCCAAGUUGAACAUUACGGCGCAUGUGCUGGAGCACGUCCAGUUCAGCAGCGGUGGCCAGCUGACCGGCGUGCUGGUGGAGAGGUUCAAGACCGAGCUGUCGCAGCAAGUGUGGGCGCUACUUCGCAGCAUUGACGUGCUCGGAUCUGCCGCCAAUCGCAUUGCGGCCAUGUCGGGCGAUGAAGAGUACGUCAAGGAGCGCGAGAAGAACCAGGCGCCCAUCUCGCGUGUCUUCUCCAUGCUCGACGGCGUUGCUGAUAUUGUCGUCAAGCCUGCCGAAGGCCUUCGCCGAGGAGGUGUUGGAGGACUCAUGAAGGGCGUGUCCAAAGGGCUGCUCGGUGUCGUCACCAAAAGUGCAGCAGGUGUGCUUGACCUGGUGGCGGACACGAGCUCGGGUGUCGUGCGGAUGGCGGGAACGUCUUCCAUUGACAUCCCUGAGCGCUCUCGCACGCGCCGCCCGCGCUCCAUUGGACCAGAUUUCGUCAUACGACCCUAUUCAGACUCGGAGGCUGCCGACCUGCUGCUUCUGAUGAGCGCCAACGGCGGUGACGUCAAUGAGCGCUUCGUUGCUCGCGCCAAGCUCUCUGCCCACAUUGGACUCAUCAUCAUGGUGACGAGUCUCCGUGUGCUGGUCAUGCGCAUUGGUGAAGGGCUGACUGUUGAGCGCGACAUUAGCUUUGCUUCCAUGCAAACCGUUGCCCUUGCUGCCCCGAACAGCACCUCGCUCCACGUCCGGCACUUUUCGGGCACCACCAUUGCUCUUCCCUUUGAAGACAACGUUAGCGCAAUUCGCAUUCGUGACAGAAUCUUGUUUGCGUUGGAAUUGUUUCACGAGCGUUGA
Capsaspora owczarzaki ATCC 30864 is the source of this 14412-nucleotide messenger RNA. RefSeq lists its product as hypothetical. The coding region runs from base 106 to 14412 and encodes 4768 amino acids. Gene Ontology annotation, cellular component: extrinsic component of membrane. NCBI's taxonomy places the organism in Eukaryota, Filasterea, Ministeriida, Capsasporidae. The transcript has 9 exons. The record is from RefSeq and is a predicted model, not a curated record. Gene Ontology annotation, biological process: protein retention in Golgi apparatus; protein targeting to vacuole.